CCCAACAUGGCGUUCGACGCGCCGCCGACGUUGCCGGCGAUGACGCGCUGACUGCCGUUGUAGGCCAUCACUGUUUCUAGGAUUAAGUUGCUGCGAAGGCAUUGCUUUUGAUCGUGAUACAGAGCUUCAUAAAAUUACGGUACUUGAGUAAACAGUAGCGGUGGAGUGCAGGAAAUAUAUUCCCGGCUAUUUCUGCACCUUGCAGAUGUUUAUGGGAAACAGCCACUAGCUGUUGAUGCGUUAAUUGUGUAGACAUUGGAUCACUUUCACUGGAGACAGCGGAUCCACGGUGUAAGCAGUGAGACAAGGUCGGGGGACUCGAUACUCUCCGUGUAGCCGUGCGAUUCCGGCUUAUCUACCUCCAACCAGUUGUCCAAUUCGUCCUGUUGGGGCAAGGGUCAGGCAUGCUUAGAAGGAGAAUCGUGUGCAUCAAUCAUUUUUUCCCAGAAUAACAAAGGGAGCAGUGGAAGGAGGAGAGGACGAGGGAGAGGCCAAGUAAGAUGAAUAUUAUUACAAAAGCCUAAAUCAUGGCUCGCUUAACAAAGAGAAGACAGGCAGACACAAAAGUGGUCCAAUUCUUGUGGGAGGCUAUUGAAGUAAUUCGAAAUCAGAAGCAAAUUGCAAACAUUGACCGGAUUGCAAAAUACAUGACUCGAGUCCAUACCAUGCACCCAAAGGAGACAACACGUCAGCUGAGCCUUGCUGUGAAGGAUGGACUGAUUGUUGAGACUCUGACUGUGGGCUGUAAGGGAUCAAAAGCUGGUAUAGAACAAGAAGGGUACUGGCUGCCAGGAGAUGAUAUUGACUGGAGUUCUGAAACUCAUGACUGGUACUGUUUUGAAUGCCACCAGCCAGGAGAGGUCUUAACCUGUGAUUCUUGUAGUCGUGUUUACCACCCAAAGUGUCUAACAGAUGAAUUCAAGUUACGAGACAGCAGUUCACAUUGGCAGUGUCCAGUUUGCAAAGUGUUGAAAAAGAAGGGCACAGACAAACAGUCAAUGAGCAUUUAUCUUCGGUACAUAGUGAAUCGAAUGAAGGAGCGGGCUUCAGAACUCAAAAAAGGUAAAGACCAGAAGCAUCCCAUGUACAGGCGACUUGUACAUUCUGCAUUAGACAUUCCUCUCAUACAAGAAAAAAUUAAUGAAGGCAAGUACAAAAAUUAUGAAGAAUUCAAGGCAGAUGCCCAGCUGCUGGUACAUAACACUGUAAUAUAUUAUGGAGCGGAAAGUGAACAGGCUGAAAUUGCUGGAAUGCUUUACAAUGACACUUGCCAUGAGUUAGAUGAACUUCAGCUUUGCAAGAACUGCUUCUAUUUGUCAAACGCUCGACCUGAUAAUUGGUUCUGCUAUCCUUGUACACCCAAUCAUGAGCUGGUUUGGGCUAAGAUGAAAGGUUUCGGGUUUUGGCCUGCUAAGGUAAUGCAGACCGAAGACAAUCAAGUCGAUGUGCGCUUUUUUGGUCAUCAACACCAACGGGCUUGGAUUCCAGCAGACAACACUCAGAGCAUUACAACCAACAUUCAUAAGUUACAGGUUAAACGAAGCAUGGGUUGGAAGAAAGCAUGUGAUGAACUAGAACUGCAUCAGCGGUUCCUUCAAGAAGGAAGGUACUGGAAGAUUAAGUCUGAAGAAAAACAUGGAGAAGAGGAGGCAGAAUCUGGUAUAUCUUCUACGAGUAAUGAACAGUCAAAGUACAGUCAGGAGCCUAAAACAAAGAAAGGACGACGUGGUCAAGCUGUAGAACCCAAAACGGAGGACACAGAACCUGAAACUGAAGCAGUUAGUUCUAGUCAAGAAAUUGCUCCAGCACUGCAACAGCCUGAGAAGGUUUCUGUCUCAACUCAGACAAAGAAGCCAGGUGCAUCUUCUCCAAGAGUGCUACAUCGAAGCACUCAGACCAGCAAUGAUGGAGUGUGUCAAAAUAUGUGCCAUGAAAAGUACAACAAACUCUUUAAUGACCUCAAAGAGAAAGUGAAGGCAGACCACAAGAGAGAGACUGAAAGAGUAGUGCGGGAGGCACUUGAAAAGUUACGCACAGAGGUAGAAGAAGAGAAGAGGCAAGCUGUAAAUAAAGCUGUAACAAAUAUGCAAGCAGAAAUGGACAAGAAGAUCAAACAAGUAAAAGAUAAGUGCAAAGACGAAUUCAUGGAAGAACUGAAAAAGGCAGCAACCCAACACAAACAGCUUAUUUCCCAGACGAAAAAGAAACAAUGGUGUUACAACUGUGAAGAUGAAGCCAUGUAUCACUGCUGCUGGAAUACAUCAUACUGCUCCAUCAAAUGUCAGCAGGAGCACUGGCAUGCAGAACACAAACGCACCUGUCGUAGAAAAAGAUGAAAUAUGUUGCACCCCAAGUAAACUACCGGGAAAAUUGCUUCUCUCAAAGACACAGCAGUUUUAGUUUCAAAGAAGCCAAAAUUGUGUAGAAUUUGCAUCCCAUUUUGCACCAGCCUUUAAAUACUUUUUAGUGCUGAGAUUUUGCACAGUAAUUUUUAAUGUUUUAUUGUGAGACCCUGGGUUGAUACAUUUAAAAAAAUCUAAAGGAGAAGUAUCCUUAAAGACUAAUUUGUUUGAAGAUGGUGACAGAAUACUUUGUCAGAGCAUUACGUAAGUGGAACACAUACCAACAGUUUAAGUAACUUAAUGGAAACAUUGAAUGUCUUAGGUAAAUGGUUUUAAAUACGUAUACUCACACAUAUGCAUACGUGUAUAUGUUAUAUGUGUAUGUAUUGUGUGAGUGUAUCAUAUAUAUUAUAUAUGUAUAUGAAAUAUUCUUUUUUGAAUCUAAGCAAAUUUUAAUCUAGAGAAUGUUUUUAAAAUGUUGAAAACAUUUUAAAAGACUGGAGUUGCAUUUGUUUUCUGUAAAAUUCUGAAAUUAGUGCACCAAAUGUGUAAGCAAUCAUAGAAGAGUGUGCUGAAGGUUACAAAAGUAGUGUGAUGAGACUGACUUAUGUACUUGGGUGUGUACAUACACUAAAAACAGAAUCCAUUUCUCCACCUUUUUGAGCUGAGUUUGUUCAACUUAAUUGGAGGUCUCUUUACUGGCUAUACAAGUAGAUGAUUUAUAAUGAAAUUUAGGGAACAGGGUUGAUGUAGCAGGUGGAAAUACAGUGUAUUUUUUUCCUAGCUCCCAUUUAUGUUUUACAGUAUACUUCCUUUCAAUAUAUAACUUUUAUAACAAACUAAUAGCUUUGAACUUGUAGUUAUACAAAUUCAGGGAACUGGGGGGUCUUUUGCUAAGCUGGAACUAAAUACUUAAGUAUCAAUUUCAGAAUCUGAAGUUAUGCAUUUCAUAUUUGGCUUAUUGUAACCUAAAUGCUUGUAAAAUUGCCAGAUACUACCUUUCUUACUGUCAUAUACAUAACAGAAAAUCUUGUUUUUCCCCAAACUGUGUCACAUAAUUUCAUAAUUGUCAGUUCCGUUGUAAUGUAAUGUUAAAUGGAGUGUGUAAUUUUCACAAAAUGCAUUCUUUUGUAGCUGGUAGUUGCCACCUGUUUUUCAGCUCCAUCACUGUACACAGAAUGAAGAAUACUGCAUGUUGAUUUUCUUGUGCUAAAGACCAUGUGAUUUGUACAAUGUCUAUCUUGCAGAGUGUUUGGGUCGAGAAGCAUUACCAGUAGUAGGAAUGGAUCGAUAAGUGAAUAUUUAUUUUUUUUAUAAAAGUUGUAAAUGUCCAAAUCUAAUAAGCAACUGUAGUACUUAUUUUUUAAUGUGGCAUGAAAAUGAAGCUUAUUUAAAUGGCUUUUCUUUCAAAAUGCCUUGUAGCACCACAGCGGAGUUUCCUCCUUUGGGGAAAUUUUUUUUAAAUGUUUUUAUAACCACUGCUGUACAGCAGAACAGUCUUGAUUAUCUGCAGCAGUUGUGUAACAGCCACACAUGAAGCCAGUAAAGCACUUUUGGGAAACACAAAAUACAUAGCAAAUGUUGCCUACGUUUCUAGUUAAUGAAAUUAUGUAGAUGUUGAAUGUUGUUUAGAGUAAUGCUGUAUGUAUCAUGUGUAAUAUUUCUUUUUGUUGCAGAACAGAUAGUACAGCCUGAAGUGAGGAGCAGACAGUUAUGUUUCUGAAAGGCAGAGUGUAGAUAGCGAAUUGGUUGUGUAAAUAUUAGUUCAGGGUGGUGGUAUUUAUUGCAGAUCUGUGUGUUAGUGAGUGAGUGAGUGAGUGAGUGAGUGAGUGAGUGAGUGAGUGAGUGAGUGAGUGAGUGAGUGAGUGAGUUAACAGAGGCAUUAAGGAAUGCCUUUAAACAAGCUUCCUCUAGAUUGCAUUUAACAGUGCCUGCAAUUUGGUUCAUCUUCCAGCAUAUAAUGUGAAUGACUAUCAGUGGAACUUUGAUCUGUUUGCACAGCUGUAAACAGAAAAAAACAUGUUUUUUGUAAUUUCUUUUUUAGUUGAAUCUUACAUAACCAGCUACCAAAUAUCGAUCCACCCCUAUAGAAGAAGAGUAAAUUAUGUAGAAGUCAUUUUUGGUGUAAAAUCAUUCCAGGAAAUGUAAUAUUGUAACUGAUAGCUGCAUGAAGGUAAGAGUUGUGUUACUUUAACUGUUUUUUUAUCUGGUGACGCAGUUGCACAUUUCCAAGAGAAUACAGUGUGGAAACUUUUGUGUUUUUUUAUUUUUUUCUUCUUUGUUUUGAAGACUGUGGCCUGGUUUUGUAUGAGUUCUUAGUAAAAUUACCAUUUGUUUAGGAAUAGCUGAACAUCAAGCUAUACUCAAGAUGUUAGACUUUGCCACUCUGCUCUUGUAAUCAUUAAUUGUGGCUAUCAGGUUAUCUUACAGUUCAUAUUGGCAUUUUGUUAGUUGUUACUAGCAUCCAUAUAUAGCCAUUUAAUGUGUUAACAAUAGGUAAUAAAUGUGUAUGAAAAUAAGGAUCAGUGGCAUUGUGAAAGUUUCAGUAGUUCGAUUAAGCUGACAUAAAACUGAGAUUUAUGAUUUUUUCUAUGUUGCAGGUUUAAAAGUUACAUUGGUUUUGCUUUUAGCUAUAAAAAUACUAUUAAGAAGAAAUUACUUCUGGGAUAGUAAUGAUUAUUUUGAUACUUUUUACCUAAUUAUUUUUUUUUUUAUUCUUAACACUGUGACUGCAUCUACCAAGUACUUGCUUUUACUGGACCAUUGGCAGGCUUGGUUAUAUUCAUUCAAUAUUUGAUGCCUACAUUAUCCUCUGCGGGGGUUACAGGGGAUCCUCAAGAGUUCCACAUUGAAAGAACCAUUCCAUUGCAAGACACACCUGCAGGCAUUUUUAGAAAAUCAUCACUUAUCCUGCAGCAGGUCUUUGGAAUAUAGGAGGAAACUAAACUACUCAGCAUACACCUAGACGGGAGACAGUGAAAAUAUGUAGACUCCUCCUCUCAGAAGGCAUUCCAUUGGGAACUGAAUCACAGAACCAAGAAACAUGAAGUAGCAUAACUAACAUCUGUAUUUCUUUGUCAGACAUCCUUGAUAACUUCAUCACAUUUAGUGUCACUGUUCUUUUCCAUCCUGAUUAACUUUGGAUUUGUUGAUUGAAUGGGAAGUUGAAUGUUUCUAUAAAUUCAGACAUGUAUAAGAAGGGUAAUGUGUAAGCAUCUGUUGACAGUAGGGCUGUGUUUCAUUAAAGAUACUUGGAGAUCUAA
Messenger RNA from Protopterus annectens (West African lungfish), 5605 nucleotides. It is a transcript of the gene ZMYND11, whose product is annotated as zinc finger MYND-type containing 11. The transcript is spliced from 17 exons. The record is from RefSeq and is a predicted model, not a curated record. The coding region runs from base 528 to 2336 and encodes 602 amino acids. NCBI's taxonomy places the organism in Eukaryota, Metazoa, Chordata, Ceratodontiformes, Protopteridae. Gene Ontology annotation, molecular function: DNA binding; protein binding; transcription corepressor activity. Gene Ontology annotation, biological process: regulation of transcription elongation by RNA polymerase II.